AUGGCUGUUACCACCGUCGCUCAACCAAUUAUCCCAGAAGGGGGUGCUACCCUCAAAUUGAAGAAGAAGUCUCUUGGCUGGGACUACAAUAAUGACACGUUGAAAGGUGUCAACUUGGGUGGUUGGUUCGUGUUAGAGGCCUACAUCACCCCCAGCCUCUUCAAUGUCUUUGGUAGCUCUCCCCCAGUGGAUGAAUACCAUUACACCCAGACUUUGGGUAAGGAAGUCGCCUUGAGCCGCUUGAAUCAGCACUGGAGCUCUUUCUACACCGAAGCUGACUUUAAGGAUAUUGCCGGGUUCGGGUUAAACGUGGUGCGUAUUCCAAUCGGUUACUGGGCUUUCCAGUUGCUUGACAAUGACCCUUAUGUCCAGGGCCAGGAAGCCUACUUGGACCAGGCGUUGGGAUGGGCCACCGCUGCUGGUUUGAAGGUCUGGAUCGACUUGCACGGUGCUCCAGGAUCUCAAAAUGGGUUUGACAACUCGGGGUUGAGAGACGUGGUUGGCUUCCAGCAAGGUAACAACGUCAAUGUUACCUUGUCCGUCUUGUCUUACAUCGCCAACAAGUACGGAGGCUCCGAUUACGAAGGUACCGUCAUUGGCAUUGAGUUGCUCAAUGAACCUCUUGGUCCAGUAUUGGACAUGGGCAACUUGCUUGAAUUCUACCAACAGGGGUACAAUAACGUCAGAGAAACUGGUACCGACAAUGUUGUUAUUCUCCACGAUGCUUUCCAGGCGCUCCACUACUGGGACUCCUACAUGAAUAUCCCAGACUACUGGAACAUCGUUGUUGACCACCACAACUACCAGGUCUUCUCCGACGGCGAAUUAUCUCGUACCCUCGGUGAGCACAUUCUGACUGCCUGUAACCUAGGCUGGUCCACCAAGGGCGAAUCCCACUGGAGCGUUUGCGGCGAAUGGAGUGCUGCCUUGACUGACUGUGCUCCAUGGCUCAACGGUGUUGGCCGUGGUGCGAGAUGGGAGGGUGCCUACGAUGGUGCUAGCUAUCACGGCUCUUGUGCCGGGACCCAAGACAUCUCCACCUGGUCCCAGGAAACGAGAGCCGGGUACAGACAAUACAUCGAAGCCCAGUUGGACGCGUAUGAGUACUCCGGCGCCGGCUGGAUCUUCUGGUGCUACAAGACCGAGGGUGUCGCUGAAUGGGAUUUCACCAUCUUGGCCGGUAACCAGAUCUUCCCUAUUCCUCUCGAUAGCCGCCAGUACCCUAACCAGUGUGGGUUUAACUAA
Molecule: messenger RNA, 1245 nt
Organism: Babjeviella inositovora NRRL Y-12698
Lineage: Eukaryota; Fungi; Ascomycota; Pichiomycetes; Serinales
Gene: XOG1
Product: glucan 1,3-beta-glucosidase
Exons: 1
Coding region: 1-1245 (414 amino acids)
Biological process (GO): glucan catabolic process
Cellular component (GO): cell surface; extracellular region
Molecular function (GO): glucan exo-1,3-beta-glucosidase activity
Source: RefSeq, a predicted model, not a curated record